This is a messenger RNA of Etheostoma spectabile (orangethroat darter), 1314 nucleotides long. It is a transcript of the gene rgrb, whose product is annotated as retinal G protein coupled receptor b. Lineage: Eukaryota; Metazoa; Chordata; Actinopteri; Perciformes; Percidae. Gene Ontology annotation, biological process: phototransduction; visual perception; G protein-coupled receptor signaling pathway. Bases 257 to 1138 code for a protein of 293 amino acids. The record is from RefSeq and is a predicted model, not a curated record. Gene Ontology annotation, molecular function: G protein-coupled receptor activity. Gene Ontology annotation, cellular component: membrane. The transcript is spliced from 7 exons.
UGAAUCAUUAACUAUUUGCGCAGCGAACGCGCAAACGUUUGGCGAUUACAAAGUUGCAGUAAGUUUGAAGGAAGUCUGCUCGUUAGGACAUUCUUCGGGGGAUUUUAAAAGGGGUUUUACUAAGAUUAGGCUCUUCGUGCUUUUUCACGUGAAAUGAGCCUUUAUAAGGCGUCUUUUUUGUUGGAGCGGUGUUGCGCUACACAACUUGAAAAAGGUCUCGUCUUUUUGUGAAAAACUGUAUUUUGUGCAUUUCAACAUGGCAGCGUAUACAUUACCGGAGGGAUUCACCGAGUUUGAUAUGUUUACAUUCGGCUCAGGGCUUCUUGUUGCGGGCACGCUUGGAUUCUUCCUCAAUGCCAUCAGCAUUGUGUCUUUCCUCAGAGUGAAGGAAAUGUGGACUCCCAGUAACUUCUUUGUGUUCAAUCUUGCUGUGGCUGACAUCAGUUUGAAUAUUAAUGGACUCAUAGCUGCAUAUGCGAGCUACCUCAGAUAUUGGCCUUUUGGUCAGGAUGGAUGUGCCUAUCAUGGUUUUCAGGGCAUGAUAGCGGUUCUAGCGUCAAUCAGUUUCAUGGCUGCUGUCGCUUGGGACAGAUAUCACCAGUACUGCACCAGACAGAAGCUCUUCUGGAGCACUACGCUGACAAUAACCAGCAUCAUCUGGAUUCUUUCCAUCUUCUGGGCUGCUGUUCCUCUAAUGGGAUGGGGCGUCUAUGACUUUGAGCCUAUGAAAACUUGCUGCACCUUGGACUACACCAGAGGGGACAGGGACUAUGUGACCUACAUGCUGACUUUGGUGGUGCUCUACCUGAUGUUUCCAGCUUACACCAUGUACUCAAAUUACGAUGCCAUCCACAAACACUUCAAGAAGACCCAUCACCACAGGUUUAACACCAAUAUCCCUUUGAGGGUAUUGCUGAUGUGCUGGGGGCCCUACGUCCUCAUGUGUGUCUACGCCUGUUUCCAGAACACCAAGCUUGUAUCUCCCAAACUAAGAAUGGUGCUUCCAGUUCUUGCAAAGACAAACCCUAUCUUCAACGCUCUCCUUUUCUCAUUUGGAAAUGAGUUCUACCAAGGUGGCGUGUGGCACUUCCUCACCGGGCAGAAGAUCGUUGAGCCGGUUAUUAAGAAGUCAAAAUAAAAGGAAACUCAUUAUAUUCUGGUGAAAAGUCUAGUAUAAUUUGCUUUCAUAAUAAGUUCCUGCAGUAAGCAUGAAUGGGUCAUUUAGAUGUCUGUCAGUUGAAAUAUUUCAUUAACCUGCACUGCUCCUCUGUCCGUGUCAGACCACUGCCAAUAAACCUAUAUUGUUGCUGCUUU